CAGGACAAAUUAUCUUCAGUGGAGCUUCAGGUGGCUGUUUCUAGUCGGACUUGUUUAGAAUGCGCACACUACAAUGGCAGCAUACGAGAAGGAUAACGUGGACAAUGAUUUAAAUGAUCCAGGUGCUGCUCCUUAUGGCAACUUUAUAAACUAUUACACAUUUAAUCCACCUGAGAACCGUUUAAGUUUGCUGCCUAAUACACUCUUUCAAGAUUUAGGAUACAGAGACAUUCACCAAACUAUGUUGAUGCUCGACGUAGGAUGUAAUUCUGGGGACCUGAGUGUAGCUCUGUACAAACAUUUUGUGCUGACACCAGAAAAGGACGAAAGCUCAAAACCCAGGGCAGCUCACGUCCUGGGUUUCGAUUUGGACGAGAGCCUCAUUCAGCGAGCUCAAGAGACAAAUCCGCUUCCCGAAAACAUUUCCUUUAUUCCUCUAGAUAUCGCCAAGGAUCCCUCAAGCCAGGAUCCACUGCAGGACUACCUCAAACGACAUGGGUGUGCCCAUUUCCAUUUGUGUUUCUGUUUUGCCGUCACCAUGUGGAUCCACUUGAACCACGGAGACGUAGCUCUGUUAAAGUUCCUCUCUCGGCUUGCGUCCCUAAGCCAGCAUAUCGUCCUGGAGGCUCAGCCCUGGAAGUGCUAUCGCUCUGCGGCCCGUCGGCUACGGAAGCUUGGCCGCUCCGACUUUGAACACUUCAAGAGUUUGAAGAUCAACGGGGAUGUGGCCGACCAUGCUAGGAAACAUUUGGAGACACAAUGCAGCAUGGAGCUUAUCCAGAGCUUUGGCAGCACCACCUGGGAUAGAAAGUUGCUUCUCUUCAAACGAAAAUAAAAAUCCCCUCCAAUGAUGUGCUUGUGGGCCAGUAGAUUUGUCAAAUAUGAUAUUGUUGGAAAAGCAAACCCCUUUUAGUUAUUAAAUAUUCAAGUACAGGUUUAGUGUACACUACAUUAGCAUACUGUGUUGUAGGUAUACAAUUGUUGGAAUCGUUUCUUUAUACAUCCCAACUUGGUGUAGUCUUUAAUUGUCCACUGAUCCAAGCUUGAUUGGUGUAUAUUCAUUUACAUUAAACACCAGAACACAACCUAAUUUCAUCAUUUUAAUUACAGAAUGCUAAAAAUAA
This is a messenger RNA of Gadus chalcogrammus (walleye pollock), 1124 nucleotides long. Its product is annotated as pre-miRNA 5'-monophosphate methyltransferase. Lineage: Eukaryota; Metazoa; Chordata; Actinopteri; Gadiformes; Gadidae. Gene Ontology annotation, biological process: miRNA metabolic process; negative regulation of pre-miRNA processing. The transcript has 2 exons. Bases 74 to 835 code for a protein of 253 amino acids. Gene Ontology annotation, molecular function: O-methyltransferase activity; RNA methyltransferase activity. The record is from RefSeq and is a predicted model, not a curated record. Gene Ontology annotation, cellular component: cytoplasm.